This is a messenger RNA of Beta vulgaris subsp. vulgaris (sugar beet), 2777 nucleotides long. Its product is annotated as ATP-dependent zinc metalloprotease FTSH 4, mitochondrial. Gene Ontology annotation, molecular function: ATP hydrolysis activity; metalloendopeptidase activity; ATP binding. The transcript is spliced from 7 exons. Lineage: Eukaryota; Viridiplantae; Streptophyta; Magnoliopsida; Caryophyllales; Amaranthaceae. Gene Ontology annotation, biological process: proteolysis. The record is from RefSeq and is a predicted model, not a curated record. Gene Ontology annotation, cellular component: membrane; chloroplast thylakoid. The coding region runs from base 350 to 2506 and encodes 718 amino acids.
AUCACCGACCCAUUUGAUUCAUACCCGUUAGAUUUCUUGCUAUCAUGCUCAUUUCUUCAUUUUCUCACUAUCCCAAAAAAAAAUUAAGUAAAAAAAUCAGAGUACUUGACUCACAAAUUUCUUCAUCCCAACCAAACGCUACUACAUCAAGCUCUUUCUUUCUCUCUCCUCCCCUUUCUUUUCGGGCACAAAAAAACACAAGAAACAUUUCAUAAAAUAGGAUACAAGAUUCAAUCUUUUUGUAAAAGGGUUUGCAAAUUUGUAUCGAGAAAUUAAUUUAGAAGGAAGAUCACAGCUGAUUAACUCUCUUUUAGAGAGAGAAACUGUUAAGAGAGAGAAAGGGGUUUUAAUGGCUUGGAGACAACUUCUCAGGCAGGUGAGAACCGGGGAACAAGAGCUUGUACAAUUGAGGAGUCUGUCAUCUAGGCUCUAUUCGACUUUGCGGCAGCUGCACAAUGGCAGAGAAAGCAGGCUUGCAGGGUCUCACAAGAGAUAUCAGUCAAGCUAUGUUGGCAGCUUAGGUCGCCGAGCACGUGAUGCGCAUGGUGCAAGUGAUGGUGCUUAUUUUAGGGAUGUGUAUCGGCGAAGUGAUCCAGAAGCAGUGAUAAGAGCCUUUGAAAAUCAGCCUGCUUUGCACUCGAGUCCUGCAGCUGUUGCUGAGUAUGUUAAAGCACUGGUCAAAGUUGAUAGGUUGGACGAGAGCGAGUUGCUCAGGACAUUGCAGAGAGGAAUAACUGCGACGGGCCAUUCCUUUUCGGAGGAAGAGAGUAUGGGUGGACUUUCUGCUUUCCGCAAUGUAGGGAAAUCUACAAAAGAUGGAGUACUUGGAACUUCUAGUGCUCCAAUUCACAUGGUGGCUGCUGAAGGCGGUCAUUUUAAAGAACAGCUAUGGCGUACAUUUCGUAGCAUUGCUUUAGCCUUUCUCUUGAUUUCAGGAGUUGGGGCACUAAUUGAAGACAGAGGAAUUAGUAAAGGCCUGGGUCUAAAUGAAGAGGUACAACCUAGCAUGGAAUCCAACACAAAAUUUAGUGAUGUAAAAGGGGUUGAUGAAGCAAAAGCUGAAUUAGAAGAAAUAGUCCAUUAUCUUCGAGAUCCCAAGCGCUUCACUCGUCUGGGUGGUAAACUCCCCAAGGGUGUUUUGCUUGUUGGUCCUCCUGGUACUGGAAAAACUAUGCUAGCCAGAGCUAUUGCUGGAGAAGCAGGAGUGCCUUUCUUCUCUUGCAGUGGCAGUGAAUUUGAGGAAAUGUUUGUUGGUGUUGGAGCCAGGAGGGUAAGAGAUCUGUUUGCAGCUGCCAAGAAGCGCUCACCAUGUAUUAUCUUUAUUGAUGAAAUAGAUGCAAUAGGGGGAAGUCGUAACCCCAAGGAUCAGCAAUAUAUGAAGAUGACAUUAAAUCAGUUGCUUGUGGAGCUAGAUGGCUUCAAGCAAAGUGAAGGAAUUAUUGUGAUUGCGGCAACGAAUUUUCCCGAGUCCUUGGACCAUGCACUGGUUAGACCUGGACGAUUCGAUAGACACGUUACUGUUCCCAAUCCGGAUGUUGAAGGACGCAGACAGAUUUUAGAAGUUCAUAUGUCUAAGGUGCUGAAGGGGGAAGAUGUAGAUCUCAUGAUUAUAGCUCGAGGAACGCCAGGCUUCUCUGGUGCUGAUCUUGCUAACCUAAUCAACAUAGCUGCUCUGAAGGCCGCAAUGGAAGGGGCUAAGGCAGUGAGCAUGCCUGAUCUUGAGUAUGCCAAGGACAAAAUACUAAUGGGCAGCGAGCGCAAGUCUGCUGUUAUCUCUGAUGAAAAUCGGAAAAUGACAGCAUACCAUGAGGGCGGCCAUGCCCUUGUCGCUAUGCAUACUAAUGGUGCGCUCCCUGUACACAAGGCGACAAUUGUCCCCCGAGGUCUCUCCCUUGGGAUGGUUACGCAACUCCCUGAGACGGACCAAACUAGCAUCUCCCGGAAACAAAUGCUUGCCCGCCUUGAUGUUUGCAUGGGAGGUCGGGUUGCUGAAGAGCUUAUCUUUGGGGAGAAUGAGGUAACUUCUGGUGCAUCCUCUGAUCUCCAACAAGCGACAAAACUCGCAAGAUCAAUGGUUACUAAGUAUGGGAUGAGCCGAGAGGUUGGACUUGUUACUCAUGAUUAUGAUGACAAUGGCCGGAGUAUGAGCACCGAGACUAGGCUGCUUAUUGAGCAAGAGGUUAGGUUCUUACUCGAGCAAGCCUACAAUAAUGCGAAAACCAUUCUCACAACUCAUAGCAAGGAGCUCCAUGCCUUGGCUAAUUCUUUGCUAAAGAAUGAGACUCUCACGGGUGCUCAAAUUAAGGAGUUGCUUGCAGAAGUCAACUCAGAGCAGAAGCAACACCAGCAACAGCACAUAGUGUCAACUCAAAGCAGUGAGCAGUCAAAACCAGUUCCACCUUCAACCCCAAGUGCUGCCGCGUCAGCAGCAGCAGCAGCAGCGGCUGCAGCUGCUGCUGCAACGGCUGCUGCCAAGGGCAAAGGGGUGGCUCCGGUGGGGUCUUAGCCUCUUCUAUUUCUUUCUUAUAAAAGGCGGGUUUUAAUUUAAUGAAUUCAAUGUGCAUAUAUUAAGUAGUUAAUUUUUGUCAUUGGAGGAUUAUGAUAUCUUUACUGUCAUAACCGUUUCUUGCUUGCAUUUGCUGCAAGUUAUCUGGUGAUUACCCUGUAUCAUCAAUCUGUGAGUUGAAGAUUGGACUAGAGAUGUAGAAUCUUAGCGGCCAAGCAGAUCUGACACGUUAAAGUUUGUAGCAAUAUAAAGAUGGUUUUCUUUUUGAAUA